This is a messenger RNA of Cylindrotheca closterium, 916 nucleotides long. The record is from the annotation of a GenBank genome assembly. NCBI's taxonomy places the organism in Eukaryota, Bacillariophyta, Bacillariophyceae, Bacillariales, Bacillariaceae.
AUGUUAUCACCCAAAACUCAAAUCACUUUCCGCUCAUCGCUGAGGAGAUUGCAGCAGCCAACGAUGAAAUCUUCCAUUGUAGCAAUCCUCCUCAUCAUUCAUGCUGGAAGUAUUGGUGUACUUGGCUCUAGGAUGAAGGGAAAGAUUAUCCGAGGAGACGACCACCAAAAUAGAGACUUGCAAACGUUCCCUCUACGGAAAGAAGUGCCUUAUAGCUAUAGGCUCAAGCAGCGUUGGAAGUUGGCUGGACAAGCAGAAUCGCUAAUCAUGCCCUCGAUUCCUGGAGCUCCUACUCAUUCUCCGUCUGGGUCCACCAAAGCCAAGAAUCCAGCCCAAGGCUUCUUUACACUAGCAAAAUCCCCAACGAUUACAGCUCCCAGCGUUUUUCCGCCACAGACUCCAUUUCCAUCCUACUCGCCAACCAAGUCUCCGACAAAAUGGCCCACAUCCUAUCCAGCACCAGUUCCGACGCUAAACCCUACUCCUGAGCCUACAAAGGCCCCGACGAAGCCUCCAACUCCUAGUCCUACAAAACCUCCGACAAAGCCUCCAACUCCUAGUCCAACGAAACCUCCCACGCGCCGACCUACUCAACAGCCUGUUAGGGUACCAACAAAUACAUUAUCAUUUGUCGGAGACAAUGAUACUAACAGGAAUGGGUUCCCGCUUACUAUGUGUGAGGGGGAUUGCGAUAGUGACAGCGAUUGCAUGGGCAAUUUGAUUUGUAUGCAGCGUAGUGGAACACAGCCAGUACCUGGGUGUAAUGGAAGUGGAGAUAGUGGGAAGGAUUACUGCAUGGAUCCAUCAUUGACGCAGGCCCCAACAGACAAACCAACUAUGCCUCCACAAAGCAAUUCUGGGAGCUUCAUGCUUCGCCUCUAUUGGCAGAGCUCUUACUUUUGGCAGGAAACACACA